Galleria mellonella (greater wax moth) is the source of this 8578-nucleotide messenger RNA. It is a transcript of the gene Mlf, whose product is annotated as myeloid leukemia factor. The record is from RefSeq and is a predicted model, not a curated record. The transcript has 8 exons. Gene Ontology annotation, cellular component: nucleus; cytoplasm. Bases 216 to 1028 code for a protein of 270 amino acids. Lineage: Eukaryota; Metazoa; Arthropoda; Insecta; Lepidoptera; Pyralidae. Gene Ontology annotation, biological process: regulation of DNA-templated transcription.
ACAAAAUAGUGUAAUAAAAAAAAUCGUUGUUGUUGGUUGGUUGCGUUUCCUUGAUUUUGCAAACGAAUUUUGCGAUUUUCUAGUCUUUGCUAGAUAUUUCGAUUUUUCCAGUUGUCUUCAAACCUGGCUAGCAAGUGUGAUCAUAAGCGUUUGGCACAUUUGCUUUCAUUUAACACAUAUUUGUGCAUAUUCCUUGUGAACUGAAUUAACUAACCAUGUCUCUGUUUGGAUCUCUGAUGGGCGAUUUAGAGGAUGAUCCAUUUUAUGGCACUCACUUAAGGCACAUGCGUCAAAUGAACAACAUGAUGAAUUCGUUGUUCUCUGAUCCAUUUGGAAUGCUCGGCGGUGGUGGCCCACUAGCGCUGACUGGUUCCCGACAUUCUAUGAUGCCUAUAAUGCCGCAGAUGCCGUCCCUUAACAGAUUAUUUGCAGAUAUGGAUGGAUCUAUGGGCACAGGAAGCUCAUUUAGCAGCAGCACAGUUAUAAUGUCCAGCGGACCUAAUGGCAAACCACAGGUAUACAGCACUAGUAGCAGCACCAAAAUAGGUCCGAAUGGUGUGAAAGAAACGCGCAAAACUCUCCAGGAUUCUCGCACUGGCACCAAGAAAAUGUCUAUUGGUCAUCACAUCGGUGAGCGCGCGCACGUGAUCGAGCGGGAACAGAACGUGUACUCGGGCGAUGCUGAGGAGAGACAGGAGUUCAUCAACCUUGACGAGGAAGAGGCGGAGGACUUUGAUAGGGAGUUUCAAACUAAGGCGGGCAUGAUGCGAGCCCGCGAGGCGAUCUGCCCCGCGCCCCGCAUGGAGUCGUCGCGUCUAGCGCUGCCGGCGCCACCUACUACAAGUAGAGAUGUGUCGGCCAGUACGCGGUACCACUCGCGGCCAUCAGCGCGUCGACCCAUCCGUUCCAGGGCCAGCUCACACGUUUUACCCUCCAGCACGAGCGUCCGCGAGGUGUACAGCAGCGCGCACCCGCAGCGUCAUAGGCACAAGCACCAGAAGGUCCACCGACACAACGCUGACAAUUAAUCACCCAUCCACCCCACGAAGCCGCCGUCCAUCAUCGACGUAACAAAACGCAAACCCUUUUUUUUUAAUGGAAUGGUAACUCCGCCUGCGCUAUAGAUAUCCACUGGCGGGGCACCAGUGAGGGAUGACAGGUGAGGAUGAAGCAGGUCAGCCCACUUUGAUGAAUCUAACAAUAUACCAAUCACGAUGGUUUCCAGGGGGAACCAUGUCAUGGAGGUCGACCUGAUUAUUGUUAGCAAUGGGGCUACUUAUCCCCAUUACUAACAAUCCCUUCUCCUUCCAAAGAAAACAUUUGACAGGAUAUCUUGUCAAUGAGGACUACCCCCCCAUUAUUAACAAUUCCUUCCCCCCUAAUGUCUGACAGUGGAGGGAAAGGGAUUGUUAGUAAUGAAGACUGAGAAUCCCAUUGCUAGCAAAAUACCCAGCCAGGUCGACCUUCUCGCGGUUCCCUCUGGAAACUCGUGGUUAAUUCCUGAUGAAUUCAUCAUAAUGGGCUAACUUGCCUGUUUUCAUCAUCAUCGAUCACCCUUCACUGGUGCCCCGCCAGCGUAUCCCGUUAGCGCAGGCGGGGCUACCAAUCCAUUUUCACCCAACAAAAAAAAAAUGUCUGACAGUUGAGACCGAUUCAGUGCAAUCCAAAUAAUAAUAGAAUGGUCUAUGACUUUGACCUUAUCACUAGAAAAAUACCGUUUGUAAAGAUCAUUAUUUUUAAUAAUAUUAUUUUAGUCAUUAAAUUAUUUAAACAGCUUUGACGUCAUAAUAUGGCGGAGAAUUACUUCUAUUAUAGUUUUGAUUGUAUCGUGUAACGAAAUCUUAUGACACUACUACUCAUUGCAAUAACAAAACGCACUUUAUUGAUGCAGUGAUAUAAUGUAGGAAUGUUAGUUUACGACGUGAAUAUUGAUGCGUUUAUUGCAUACGGAAAUUUUGUAUUUCCCCAGUGACUUUCACGGAAUGAUCUUACUAAAAUAAUAAUAUUGUUUUCUUUCAAAUUUGAACGUAAUUUCAACUAAAUAAGAUGUUUUAACCGUGAAAAAUUGCGUUUUGUUACCAACUACAGUAAAGACCGAUUUUAUGUGAUCGUCGCGUUUUGUUACGAACGGCGGGUAGGUUAUAAUUAUUCCAUUUUGACACGAAACGAUUGCGAGCGAUAGCGACCCGAUUUUGUAUUAGCACAUGGUACAAGGAGUAUAAUUUUUGCCAUCAGGUGGCGCAGUCUUGUAAGAGUUUAUAUUGUGUCUAGAAAAAUUGUCAACCCAUCUAUGAUAUGCAAAUUUUGUAUUACAUUUUUUUGUUUAAAGGAGAACUUAUUUGUAUUUUAGUGUAAUUAAUUUUGCCCAAUGUAUUGUAAUUCGUAAUAAAACAGACACAAAAGCGAAAAUUCGCUUUACUGACACAAGAUAAUUGUUAGUUUUUUUUUUAUUUGCACAGUUACAAUCUUAUUACAGAAAACUCUUUAAUGCCCGGACUAAACCUGGACUAAUGAUAAUGUAUUGCAUAAACCUGACGUUAUUACAACAGCGGAAUUAAAAAAAAAAGAUUAAUUAAUGCAAAAAUUAGACCGUGGAUUAUAUGUUUCCACAGAUAAUACUCAUUAUAGUAAUCAUUCAUUCAUUUCGGUCAUCAAUCGGUAUGUUUCGUUUUACCAGAAAACUGAUAUUUUAUAUAAAGUAUUUUUUUUAUCAUUUUGAAAUAAUGUUUGUAAAAUUUAAAUAAUAUUUAACUUUCUGUCAUUAUUAUUUAAAUAGUUUAGUAGAUAUAUUUUAGUCGUUGUAAUACAUAUUUUUUACAAUUACUAAUUAUCACCAUUUCGUAGCAACUGUGUUGUGAAACGGAAUAUAAAUUCGAAUUUCAUAAAAUAUUAAAUCAUCACACUGACUAAUUUAUCAGUCAGACCUUGUAAUUUAGGUCAGAAAUAUAUGUAUAAUAUUUUAAGGGCAAAAGAAAAUAAAAAUUAAUGUUUCGUCCUGUUGUAGAAAGAACAUAACCUCAAAAAUAAAUAUUUGGUCUUAAACCACAGUAAAACUAAGUAUUUUGGGGGUCUAUCUUUAGACCAUAGAUGGUCCAUGGUUUAUUCCAGUGGUAAUUCUAGUAUUAUCUUUAGUUUACGUUUUGUAAUAAAAUAGUUAUUGUAUUAAUAAUUGGCAAAUUUCAUAUUAGUUUUUAUUUUCUAUACACAAAACAUAUUUAAAGAUAUCUUGUAUGAACGGGAAUAAAUAAACGAAUGCCUCAAUGCAGUUGGAAUCUCAUUUGAUAUGCUCUUGUAUAUAAUAUCGAACCUUUAUGCGAGGCUUGUGUUAUGCAAAAUUGUUUGUUUUAACAUUCACUAACAUUAUAAGAUUAGCUUGGUGCAUCUAUUAUAAGGAAUACGUACAGUGAUACUUGUAAUCUUUCAGUCAUUGGGCUCGGUUCGAAGGUGGCAUUUCUUGAAAUCUUUCUUUUUAGCAUUUUAAUUUCAUAGUUUCGAAAAAUUACAAUUUUAUUGACCAUCGUGGACUAAGUUUAUAAUAAUUUUGACUUUUUUAGAAUUUUUGUUCAUAUUGGUCCUUAGGAUAUAGAUUUCGGUGUGAUAUCAGGUUGAAAUUUUAAUUUAAAGAUAGGUUUACAGAAAUGCCGCCUAGGAUCGACUCCAACGUCUAAAUUUAAUUCUCUUAAAUUCGCUUCUUAAGACAGAAUUACGUAUAGUGGGAUCGAAUAAAGGUAUAUAAAUCAUUACUGUCAUAUAUAGAAUCAUAUUAAAAUUUUGAAGUCAAUGAAUAUUAUAUACUAUUAUAUUCAUUGCUUUACAGCUAGGUACUGUACAACUAGAUUGAACGAUAGCCUUUCAUAAAAUCAUAAACGCUGUGAGACAAGAAUUGUAACCUCAUUUAAAUAUUUUCCGUCUUUCGAGCUAAAUUAAUAUAAAAAAAAGUGUAAUGUGCUAAAAAUAAUUUAUAACAUGUUUUAUUGUUUUAACCGACUUCAAAAAAGGAGGAGAUUCUGUAAGAAACUAUUAAGUUUAUUACAGAAUCUCCUCUUAUUGUCUUCUUAUUAAUAAAGUAUUAACUUAAGUUUAUAAGAAUGAAAAAUAUCUAAUAAAUUAUUUUUAAUAUGUCAAGAGAAACCUUUUUUUAGUAAUUUCCUUAAAGUGGGCUGUGUGUUUCUUUUUAUAGUUGUUUUUUUUACAAUACAUUGGAGUAUAAAUAUGAUUUUUUAUUGCUUAACGACGCCAAAUGUGACUUGGUCCUACCUGAUGCAAACAAUUAAGUUGCUUUUGCAAAAUUAAGUUGCUAUCGCUCUUUAUCGUUAAGACACCGACCUCAAUAUACGAGAGUUGAUAUUAGGGUACGUAUAGUGUACGUAUUUUGAUUGCAACGUCAAAACUUAACUGUAACUUAGUUAUAUUUACUUAAAUUCAUUGCGUUUCCAUUUAAGUUGAUCUGUUAAGUUGGUCAACGUCAAAUCUCAAUUGUAACUUAGUUAUACUGACUUAAAUUCAUUGCGUUUCCUAUAAAGUACCGACUUGACUGCUGUUGCGACGGCAUUGUACGAUGUGUUUAGUAGAAAUUGAUUGACAUAUCAAUCUACUUAUUUGCUAAGACUACAUUGCAAUUGGUUAAGAAUAUUGAGAAGGGUGUUUCGUUAUUAUCUCGUAGUUUUCACACUAAAAGUGCUCUUUGAAAUCUUAGACUGUUAGCAGUUCAUAUUUAUAUCAAAGCAAUUUCACAUAACUGUGUCUGCAGCGACAAGAAUAUAACAAAAUAACUAACUACUAAUAAUAGAAUUACUAAUUGCUAACUAACGUAAUGUUUGGUUAAUACUUUAGUUUUAAACUUUCGCGUUGUUUACUUACAUAUUUUAAAUACACUAUCGGCACUUAUCAUCAUCAUCAUCAUCAGCUCUUAACGGUCCACUGUUGAACAUAAGGACUUAUGUUCAACCUCCCCCUUUGGAGAUUUUGCCAGUAGUUGCCAUGCUUGGCAGGCGGGUUGGCAACCGCAGUUAGGUUUUUUGGGAUGUUUUAAGAAGGAAGCUGCUGCCCAUUCUCGUUCGCCCUUAGUCGCCUCUUACGACGCCCACGGUAAAGGAAGGGGUGGCUCAUUCUACGCCAGGGCCGACAUGGCAAUAAAUAAUAGCCACGUGGAUGGCACCACGUCGUCUUGUCGUGACCACGUGGUGUAAUUUCGGCAAUAAAGAAUAUGUCCAUGGUAAUGCUCAUGUCUAUAGGCGACGGUUACCAUUUUCCAUCAGGUGGGCCGUCAGCUUGUUUGCCAUUCUAAGUUGUAUAAAAAAAAGCAGAUACGUAGGUACUACAAUAUUUACCUGCAAAAAUGUUUUACCGCGUUAAAUCCCGAUGGUGUAUUUAAAAUAUGAUAAUUGCUUUCUUUAAAUUUUGUAUGUCUAGUUAUUUCAUUAAAUUUAAUUGCUGCAGUCACCUUAAAACAGCAUAGAAAAUAAAAAAAAAAUCUUAAAUACCUCAUAUUGUCAUGACAUGUGUAUGUUAUAAUAUUGUUCCUUAUUUCUUCUCUAGAUCUCGAACCCACCAAUAUUGUGAAGUUUUAGUCUCAGAUUAAUAUAUUUAUAUAAAAAAAAAUAUUUAACAAAUAUCAAUAAUGCACCACUUUCAUCCCAUGACGUCACAUCCCAAAAAUUAUUUCCAAACUCCACCUGUUUUUGUUCUUCGUUCAUCCGGCAGCAUUUUUUUUUAAUUAGGAUUAUCGAUUCUAAAUUUAAAAUAUUCAUAUUUAUAUGCGUUUUCAGUAUUGGUGUUAUAUGUUAUAUUGCCCCAUUACACGUCUUAGAUAUUGCUUUAGUUAGAUACAGACAAUGUUUUAGUUUUAUUCUAGUUUUAUCAUUCGACGUAGUUGUACUUUGUGGAGAAAUCUAGAUAUUGAAAAUAGAAAUGUAUAUAUUAAUAAUAAUAAUAAUAAAAUAUUACAAACAGAUUACCAGACAAAUUACAUUUAUACAAAAAAAAAUAUUACAAACAGAUUACCAGACAAAUUACAUUUAUACAAAAAACAUAGCACACAGUUAUGCACUUGGCUUAGGCCCGUGUACACCUGUAAAACCGGUUUUAAGCCGAGAUAUCGUAAAUUUAAAUUAAAAAUAAUAAUAAUAAUAAUAAACUCUUUAUUGCGCACAGUAAAGAUGUAUACAAGGAGUAUUUAUACAGAACGUGCAUAUACAAAAGGCGGCCUUAUCGCUACAAGCAAUCUCUUACAGACAACCUGGCAUAAAGAAUGGAUAAGUACAGAGAGGUAGAUGGCGCAAAUCAAUAUUAACUGGCAUAGAUGAAGUUAAUAAAUAUCUAGGUACCGAUAAAUUGUCCUUUGCUUAUUAGAAUGCUGUACUUGAGCCUUGAUAUCGCAGAUAUAGUAUAUAGUACCUUAUAAUAAAUAGAUGUAAUACAUAAUAAUAAUUAAAAAAAAAUAUAUUUUUAAGAUGUUUAGAUUUUUUGACAGAGAUUUCGCCGUUGGUUGCAAGUUGAAUUAUAUCAGUACUAAAAUGAUAAAUAUUAUUUAUUUGCCAUUGUUGAAUAGUGACUAUCGUGAGUUAUACUGUAUUGUAGUUAUAUAUGUUAGCUUUACUCAUGUUUCUUAUUUUAGGGUUGCCCUACUAGUUUUGUAUUGUCACCGUUGCGCGCAACGCCAAAACGCGCGCAGCAACAAACAGCGUGCUGGUCGCGACAGCUGGAAACCGCGCUAAUGAAUAAGGGCUACUAAUUUAAAACGCGAGUAAAACCGACAUGUUUAAUUAUAUAUUUUUUUCUCACAAAUUGACUAACGGCCUUCCAUUGUUCUCAAUCGCUUUGGACUUCAAUAAUUUAUCUAUGUUUUAACAUGAUACAAUUUAAUUUGCACCAUACGUAUAUUUUAGGAUUAGACGGGUAACAUAAGAGCCUUUGUCCCUCUCGUUUCACAAAUAAGCUUAGAACCGGUGUGCACAAUCUGAGAAAUAACAUUCGGUGUAUUUUUUGUAUAUAUUUUAUCACAAUCUAUUAUAGAUCUACAUAAUUUUUUGUCAAAACCAGACUGAGUAAAUGGUAAAACAUCUAUUGGCAAAAUCAUUAUAGUUAGCUAGGACUUGAGAUAGAAAGAGACGGCGACGUCCGGUGUCUUGUUCUAUCUGAAACAAUUCUAUCCACUAGUCUAGGUCUAUGCCACUUCGAACUAAUGUUUGUGUCAAGUCUGUGCAACCAUCUAAUUGAUUUUGAAAAUUUCACGCUAUGAAACAGGUUUUCUUAUGAUGUCUAUAGGCAUCGUUUUUACAUACAUAAAUAGUUGUAUGCUAUGAUUUUUUUGAUUGUGCUGUUGUUUUUAAAUGGUUGCAUAUAUUCAUUUUCCUGUUUUGUCGAUAUAUGGGCGGAACCGAGUAUUAAUAACACAGUUAUUACGCUCAGUGGUCAGACCCUUUAUAUAUUACAGAAACAGUGGUACGUAUGAAGAUGUCUUCUCUGCUAAGAGAUUAUCUUUUCACACGAACUUCUAAAACAUAAUCCUUUAUGAAUGUUAUUUCUUGAGUAAUGUACUCGGUUAUAUUAGUUAAGUGUAGUAUAAAAUCACUUAUUCGGUAGGGGAUAGUGUAUAAAUUCCUGUCUUAUGUGAUUAUAGCGACACACAUACCUAUAUAAGAUCGCUUAAAUACUGAACACGUUCCACCGUAUUCAGUAUUCAAGCGGUCUGAACACUCCCUAAUGUGCUAGCACGUAUAAGUGACAUUUGUCAUUAUGACAGUUUUAACAAUUGACUUAGUAUAACGUGCUUACGUACAUUAUUAAUGAUUCUUUUGUUGUCUAGUAAUGUUCGCAUACAUAAAUUAAGGUUAGUACCGGUGGUCCUAGCUCACAACUACACGUGCCCACAGAUAAGUGACAAAAUUGUCAUUAUGACAAAUGUCACUCAUGUGUCUGUGUCAACUUUUACAAUUAUUACGAGUGAUAAUCCUUUACGUUCACUUGUAAUAAUCGUAAAAUUAAAUAUUGUGUAAGUAAUUAUCCAUUUGAUGGCCUUAUCCAAGUGUUUGCCUUGUAUUAGUUUGUCAAAUGCUUCCGCACAAAAUUUGAAAAGUGCUCGACAGGCAUUGCCAACAUUCAGUAAAAAUAGUUGAUGUAAAUUUCUAAUAUUAAGUUCUUUUACAUUGUAAGUCUUUUUUAGUGAAUAUAAUUUGUUCAUUGUAUCUCUGUUAAGGUUUCCAGCACAUAAGAUCACUGUCCCCUUAUGCAAGUGGCAAGCGAAUUUAUUGUUAGAAUUGUUUCGAUUAGCGCAUACAUGAGAGAGAACAAGACAACGCAUGUUGGCGACGUGUGUUGUCUUGUUCCCUCUCAUAAUUUUAAUUCUAUUUAAUGGACUCGCUAGCGAUAACGAUUUUGUAAAUAGAUUCGUUUGCUACUUGUUUAGAGGGCUGAUCAUUAUGCAUAAGUGCAUCAUUGACAAUGUCUAAGUGCUGGGAAUUAUUCGUAUGUCUAAAUUUUUACUGUCUUAUAGUUAUAAAGUUUCGAUUAUCGAUGUUAGAAGUAAAAGAACCAAUUUUUAUUCCCGUGUGAACGUAAAAUAAACUAGCAAAUUGUA